Messenger RNA from Ostertagia ostertagi, 840 nucleotides. The record is from the annotation of a GenBank genome assembly. NCBI's taxonomy places the organism in Eukaryota, Metazoa, Nematoda, Chromadorea, Rhabditida, Trichostrongylidae.
AUGAGUCCACUUGACUUCGUUGAUUUCAGUCGCUGCAGUUCAGACUUCUGGAAAACAAAAUGGGAGUGCGCUCUGAACGACGAAUUAAGUACAACGCUCAGCACCUACAAGCGUUUUCUCGAUGAGAGAGAUGUGAAAAGCUGUUGGCAAAGCGAAUCCGAACCAUUCACUCUUACACUCGUGCAUGAUUCGAUGCACCAUAUGCGUUCUUCAGAAAACCUCUCUUAUGUGUCAAUUUAUCUUCUUAAGAACUGGCUGGAGAGGACUCCUGGUUUGACGCUGGCGGCAAUCAACGGUGAGGAAGAGGAGGGCUUCUGGCCGAGGUAUGAACAAGCCGUGAAACGAACGAGUCCCUCCCACAAAACGUCCACGAUCAGCUUGUUGGCUGAGUAUUACAAGACGAAGGAUUCAUUCGCGACCAUAUUGGAUCCCAAGCAACACGCACAACAAAUUCUAAACGGCACUCGUCUGCUUUCGCAUGAUGCCAUGAAAGGAGCGCUGAUGAUUUAUUUCUACCGAGACAUGCCACGAUUCUCGCAACCUUACCAAAUCCUCACCUACCUCAUGGACAUCGACAGCUUGUUCACAAAAUGGCGGUACAACCAUGUAAUACUGGUGCAACGAAUGUUGGGAAGCAAACAAGGAACUGGUGGCAGUUCUGGCUACAUGUAUUUACGGAGUACUGUAAGUGACAAAUACAAAGUGUUCUUGGAUUUGUUCAAUCUAUCGACAUGGCUCAUUCCCCGUGAAUACAUUCCAACGUUGACGCCACGAAUGGUGAAGACACUCUCGGAGCACUCAAAUCUCAACUCAUCGGUGAUAUCAUCAGAAAGCGAAUGA